GUUUAUUUUAGGCCACCCCGCUUUUACUUUUAAAUUCUGGCCUAUCUAUAACAUCCUGUGAAAUACAUUGCAAAAUUUCCACACGCUUCGUCGGUUAGACGUGGAUGUCGCUGGCCAAUACUGGAUUACCACAUCAAUAAUACAUACAGAAAAAAUGUCCUCUGAUAACUCUGUUCCUUCCUUCACUUAUUCAACGCUUCCGCCGAACUCAUAUACACGAAUGAUUCGUCUUUUGCCAGACGAAAAUAAGAGCGCCCUGAUCCAGUGCGAGCUUUUCAACUAUAAUCUGUCACAAUCAGGCGAUGGAGGGCAUCUUUAUGAGGCGCUUUCCUAUGUUUGGGGAAGCCCAGCCAGAUCUCACUCUAUUAUUGUCAAUGGCUGUAGGUUUUAUGUUACGGAAAGCCUUUACACCGCAUUAUUACAUCUCCGAGACAAUCAGUUAGAGAGAGUACUAUGGAUUGAUGCGAUAAGCAUAAAGCAGCAUGAUGACCAAGAAAAGAGUAAGCAGAUCCCUCUCAUGCGGAAGAUCUAUGCACAAGCCAGACGUGUCGUUGUCUGGCUGGGAGAGGCCCAGGAAUAUGGAGACAAAGCACUUGAGGUACUCGGUUCUCUUGGCAGGAAACAGAAUUCCAGGCCAAUAAAUGAAAAAGACCUUGAGAAAUGUGAGAAGUUACUACAACGGGAUUGGUUUCGCCGUAUCUGGGUAUUACAAGAAGUAGGUGUCGCGCAGUAUAUUUCUAUCAUGUGUGGCUCGGUUCAGAUCAAUGGACAUCUUUUCUGUGAGGGGGUGGAUAAUUUGAAGCCUUCUUCCACACUUAUGGCUAGAAUCAGCCCGGUCUCUUUUCUUAUUAAAGGGGCAAGUUUUCGGUCUCAUGAUGAGCAUCAUUCCACUGCUACACUUUCAAUGGGGGAGCUUGUCAGCAUGUACCGGAACCAUAAUGCAACAAAACAGCAUGAUAAAGUCUAUGCAUUACUAGGCUUAAGUUCAGACUCGAAUAGUGCUGCAUUGAUCCCAGACUAUGAGCUUCCUUGGCAUGAGGUCUUCAGGCAAGUCACACAACAUGUCUUCCCCAGGUGUUCUGUGGAAACAUGGUGUGGGUCAGAAAUAGCUACUAUCAAAGGCAAAGGAAGGAUUUUAGGUUACAUCUAUUCGAUCAGUGACUCUCAAAAGGACAGUCGACAGACUUUCAAGGUUAUUUUCAAUCAAACUUGCCAGAAGCUGGGAUAUCAUGAUAUAUGGGAGACUGAAUGGAGUCUGCAAGCUUCUGGAGAGUUACUUCAAGGUGGUGACAUUAUCUGCCUUCUAGAAGGCCAUUCAAAGCCAAGCAUACUCAGAUUAUGCUCAGAUUACUAUCUGGUAGUAACAUCUGUGGUGAGACCCAAGGAACAGUCACAGCAUGAGAACCACAGCGUGAUAGCUGGUGGAAGCCAUUCUCUAUAUGGCCUUUGUGAUAUUCUUCUAGUUUGGAAGAUACCCCUGUCUGAAGUGAAACAUAAUUUACAGAGUCCAUCAAACCUCAUUGACAUUGCACCAAACUAUCAUGAAGAGGAUUGUGAGGCUGAGCGAAGACAGAAUUACAUAACAUCUAAUAUGGUAGAUGCUGCCAUGAAAAUAUCGGAGUUAGGAUUAUCUGGGAAAGAAGUAUUGGACAAUAUACUAUUCAGAAGCAAUAAAGGAGACGUGGAUACUGAAUGGCUACUUUACGAUAGAGGGGUUUCGAAAGAUCUUAGAGACGCAAUCGAGCAGACUCUGUGGCAAGAAGAGGGACUUCUUUCUUCCGGGGAAGAGGUGCUCGCAGUUGCAGUACAGGAGUCUGGAGUCUGUGGAUAUAUUAUCACACGUAUCCUCACCCAGCGUCUAGGAGACAGCCUACCGGUCUCUGAAGAGAUGGUCAAGGUGGCAGCUGCAAAUCAUGGACGGUAUGGAUAUCAGAUUAUGCAGCAGCUCUUCGAGUAUCGUGGAGACAGUCUACCAGUCUCUGAAGAGGUGGUCAAGACGGCAGCUGCAAAUUGGGAUGGACCUGAGAUCAUGCAGCAGCUCUUCAAGCAUCGUGGAGACAGUCUACCGGUCUCUGAAGCGGUCGAAUAAUGGAAACAGCCUACGUGAAGAUGUUGCAGCACGAAUCCGUUGAAAGCUUACCCCACUUCUCCAUUGCUUAUUUUCGAGUCUCUUUGCAAAAGAAGGGCCUGCGAUGACUAGGGCUUAUCUACAAUUCUCGUUGGUUACGAAGAACAUUCCGGCGCUUUGCAGGUAGUUUUGGAAAUGUGCCAGUUUGCCACCUCAUAUUAUGUCUGGAUAUUACGGGGCUGUAGUUCACUAUUAUGACGUCACUUUGUUGCAGCUUCGUUCGGUCCCGGGCAGCACGAAUCACAUGUAGC
Molecule: messenger RNA, 2379 nt
Organism: Aspergillus neoniger CBS 115656
Lineage: Eukaryota; Fungi; Ascomycota; Eurotiomycetes; Eurotiales; Aspergillaceae
Product: HET domain-containing protein
Exons: 3
Coding region: 155-2089 (644 amino acids)
Source: RefSeq, a predicted model, not a curated record